Molecule: messenger RNA, 2643 nt
Organism: Neodiprion virginianus
Lineage: Eukaryota; Metazoa; Arthropoda; Insecta; Hymenoptera; Diprionidae
Exons: 3
Coding region: 280-2643 (787 amino acids)
Molecular function (GO): zinc ion binding; nucleic acid binding
Source: RefSeq, a predicted model, not a curated record
UAUGUAAGCCUAGCUACUAGCGACGUUAUGUAAUAACAAUGGCACUCACGAAUUGUAGCGCUAAUGCGCGAAGAACACUACGACACAGUCAGUCGUCGACCAACCUUCGAUCUGUGUACAGCACAUAUCAAUGUAAAUAAAUGCCUUCUAAAUAUACUCACUGCCUUAACUCAUUUCUAUUCUCCGAUACAUUACAGUGGCGACGAGGUAAACUGGUGCGCGUAUUAAAAUAAAAUAUUAAAAAUUAAAAGUGAAUAAAUACCGCAUUUAAAAAUACUAAUGAGUAAUAAGAAAAACAUCUCGUGGAUUUAUGAUUUGAGUAAAUCUCAAGUAAUUGAAGAGUUAAAAAAAAGGCAAACAUUUGAAGAAGAAUCAUUAACAUUAGACAAAUUGCGAAAAAUACUAAAAAAGUUAGUUAAAAGUGAACAAAAAGAUUCUAGUGAGAGUUCUGAAGGCAGUACAGAAAACUUAGAUAAAAAAGAACUUGAAGUGAAAACAAUCACACUAAAGAAAAAAAUGGAAUUUAACGCAAAAGUGAAUUUCGAAUUGGGUCAAGAUGAUUGGGAGCAGUUCGUAGAGCGAAUGGAAUUUUACUUUGAAGCAAACGAAAUUAAAGAAGAAAAAAAGAAAAAAGCGAUAUUUUUAUCAAAAGUGAAUUCAAAAAUAUACGCGGAAAUUCGAAAAAUCUGUGCACCGAAAAAACUCAAUGAUGUAACACUAACUGAAAUUAUUGACAAAGUAACAAAUCAUCUAAAACCAAAAGUGAAUGUUACUGUGUUGCGUUCGCAGUUCCGUAGAAGGAAUCAAAAUAUGGGUGAAACUGUUGCGCAAUACGAAGCAGCAUUGCAAGAAUUGGCGACAAAGUGUGAAUUCAAAGAUUCUUCAGAUGCCAUUAAAGACCAAUUUCUAAGCGGCAUACUCAGCGAUGACAUUCGCGAAACACUUUUCAAGUUAGAAAAUCUAACUUUAGAAUUAGCCUUGAAAACAGCGACGGCUUGCGAAGAAGCAAAAGUAGCGUCGAGUAAGGUAAAGGCAAACGGUGAACAGUCCGAAAACAAACAAGACUUGUUACAGCUUAAAUCAGAAAUAUUCCGGGGCUCCGCAAAUAGAAGGUUCAAUCACAAGCGAGGCUCUACAUCUCACCAAAACAAAGGAAAAUUCCAAAGCAAAAAUUCUUCACGAUACCAGCAGCGAAACAAAAACAAUACACGUAACAAUUCGAACUCAAACUGCCAUCGUUGCGGAAAGCCGAAUCACGAAGAAAUCAGAUGUUGGCAUAAAGACAAAACAUGUAACAAGUGUAACAAGAAAGGGCAUCUCGAAUCAGUCUGCUGGAGCGGCGGUAAAAACCAAGCAACAUUGAAAAAUCUACAAGAGAAGAAAGAAGAUAAGCAGUCAAGCACGGACGAUGAAUCAUGGUUUGACGAUUUUUUUCGAAUAAGCGUAAGUGAUCCUGUAAUGAAAAUUAACUCUUUAGAAAAAAAAGAGAAAAUCGAUCCGCAAUAUCUAAAUGUAAAAGUCGGUAAUAAAGUUUUGAAAAUGGAAGUAGAUGGUGGCGCCGGAAUUUCGGUUAUAAGUCAAUCAGAUUACGAAAAAUAUUUUGCGAAAAAUGAAUUAAAAAAUUGUAACUUGAAAAUUAAUUAUUACUGCGGUAAAGAAAGUCGACCGGUAGGAAUUUUACGAGAUUUAAAAAUUGAAUACGAACAAAUCGCGACUACUGGAAAUUUAUAUGUUAUGGAAGGAAGCGGGGUACCACUUCUUGGACGCGAUUGGUUAUCAAAACUAGGCCUGUGGCCCUUAGAAAUAAAAGAAAAAAUUGUAAAACCUUGCUUAAGCAAUACUAUAAAUUGCAUAAAAAAAGAAAACGAGUUAGAGGCUUUAAGAGAAAAAAUUUUUGAAAAACAUGCAAAUUUAUUUUCCCCGGGGAUCGGAACUUUUACUAAAGGUAAAAUAAAAAUACAUUUAAAAGACAACGCAGUUCCGAUUUACCAUAAACCAAGAAGUGUACCGUUCGCACUAAAAGAAAAAAUAGAAAAUGAAUUAGAUCGCCUAACGAAAGAGAAAAUAAUAUCUCCAGUCGACGUAAGUGAAUGGGGAACACCAAUCGUUCCUGUAUUAAAGCCGGACGGCACAGUGCGAAUAUGCGGAGACUAUAAAGUAACCGUUAACCCUUUGAUGGUGAUCGAUAGACACCCUUUGCCGCGAGUCGAACACUUAAUUGCUGAAGCCCAAGGCGGUGAAAUUUUUUCAAAAAUUGAUCUAAAAGAAGCGUUUGCACAAGUAGAAGUUGAAAACAGCAGCAAAGAUUGUUUAACGAUUAGCACUCACAAAGGGUUAUAUCGACCAAAUAAAUUGUUUUAUGGUGUUGCUUCGGCGCCGGGUUAUUUUCAAAAGAAGAUGGAGCAAAUUUUCGCAAAAGUACCAAACGUUUAUAUAUUUAUCGAUGAUAUUUACAUCAAAGCUAAAAAUAUAGGAAUAGUAAAAAUGAAAGCAGUUGCGAGAUCGUUCUUUUGGUGGCCCGGGAUUGACGCGUGCAUUGAGCGUACAGCAAAGGCGUGUGACGAAUGUGCGCGCGAGAGAGACAAUCCGCCGGCGAGCUAUUUAAAUCCGUGGAAAUGGCCAUGCGGCGCUUGGAAAGUUUAA